UCUAUUUCCUCCUCUUCUUAUACCUCUUUGUGCUUUUUCCACUUUCACUUUCUUUCUCCUAAAGUAUAUAAUGGCAUACUCAAAGGUGAUCAUUGCUUUAAUGUUGGCGUUUAUCGCCGGAUCAGCUUUGGCACAAGCACCCGGAGCAUCUCCAGCAGCUUCUCCUAAGAGUUCUCCAGUACCAGUAGCAGCACCUCCAGUGGCGACCCCUCCUACUACUACCUCAACACCACCUGUCUCUGCUCCUGCAAAUGCUCCCACAACUGCAUCUUCUCCACCAUCUCCACCAACUGUUGACACUCCCGCAUCUUCUCCUUUUGGCGGUGCUUCUCCUCCAUCUAUCUCCGCCACUCCCGGGGGUUCUCCUACCGAAUCUCCAAACUCUGCUUCCUUCAACAGAGUCGCUGUCGCUGGAUCUGCUGUUGCAGCUGUCUUUGCUGCUGCUUUGAUGCUUUAAAUUUCUGAUAGGUGAAUAUUUGCAUUUUUUUCAUUUCACCUGAGUUGAUGAGUUAGAGUUUAUUUUCCACUGUUCUAAUGUUCAUUCUUUUUUUACUUUUGACUUUUAUAUAUUGAUGGCGGUAGUCUAACCGCUGUUGAUUUAUUUGUACUAUUCUUAUUGUUAAAUAUUAUUACGGGAUUCUUUGUUUA
Lycium ferocissimum is the source of this 648-nucleotide messenger RNA. RefSeq names its product classical arabinogalactan protein 5-like. Bases 71 to 457 code for a protein of 128 amino acids. The record is from RefSeq and is a predicted model, not a curated record. The transcript has a single exon. NCBI's taxonomy places the organism in Eukaryota, Viridiplantae, Streptophyta, Magnoliopsida, Solanales, Solanaceae.